AUGGGUGAUCAUUUCAACUAUUACAAUGCGGCGGCUCGACGCUCAAACACACUCUAUGGUGUGCACACAGCCUCUUACAGCUUGGUCGGUGGGCGCACUGCUGAGCGGCACGGGAAUAAGAUGAUCCGAGCGCUCCCCGCCAAUCACCUGCAAUCCAUCCAAACCAAAUUCUUCCAAAUAAGUCUCGUAUUUUCAAUCUGA
Molecule: messenger RNA, 201 nt
Organism: Haemonchus placei
Lineage: Eukaryota; Metazoa; Nematoda; Chromadorea; Rhabditida; Trichostrongylidae
Source: the annotation of a GenBank genome assembly